ACAGAUUCUCUCAUCUUGGCCGGAUUUAUUCACCGUCCCCUUCCGCUGGAGACAGACCGCGUUAUUGUGAAGCGUAAGAUUUUCCCACGGCGAGUCCAAUCGGGUUGCGGAGUGACCCCUCGGGAACUGAGAUUUGAGUUUCCAUCCGACUUCGAGGAAUGCACAGUGGCCUGGAGAAAAAGCUAAAGUAUUAAUAGAUACUUUGAGAAGGAAUCAGUGACGAGUUUCGGGUCUUUCUACUUGCUCCUUGGUAGAUAACAUAUUCACAUCUUCAUUAGAUAGUCACUGUGUGGAGGGAUUGAAAUGCGUCAUUAAUCACUGUUUUCCACCAUGGCAACUCGUUAAAAUGAGAUUGUAUAAUUUUCAUCUUUAUUCCUCAACCGCCAUAGGCCUUGUGAAGUUCACAAUGGAUAAAGCGUGAAUUGAAUUGAAAAGACGUCUUUAAUCGACCUCGCGUCUGAUUAAUAUAUUUCGGAUUGUGGAUAAUUAAUCGUAGCGAUUAUUUUUAAGUUCACAAAUCCACACAUAUUGUGUUACAAAUAAAUCAACGUAUUUUCAGUAUCAUCUUUAUACAUAACCAUGGAUGGGAUCACGGUUGGAGUAGUGCCCACUGUUGUUACAGAGGUGAACGUCUAUCAAACAGUGAUUGUCGACGUCACUCCAAACAUGUCGCUUCUGUCUCCAAAUGCCACUCGAGCAUUGCCUGAACUCGAAUAUUACACCCUUGAUUACAAGAUCAUAGCGACGAUAUUCUACUUGAUUCUAGGCGCAGCUGCAAUCAUCGGCAACGCGAUGGUGAUCAUUGUCGUCCUACGAGUGUCUCACAUGCGGACGCCGACAAACUGUUACCUGGUGAGCCUCGCUAUUGCCGAUUCCAUGGUCGGAGCCAUUACGAUCAUGAUGCAUUCCGUACCGGAGAAUCUGCUGCCAAAGAAUGCAUUCAUCUACGGUGCCGCCGGAUGUCACUCCAUCAUCGCCCUCGAGUAUCUGGCUUUCAAUGUAUCGGCUUUGUCAAUCACUGCUUUCACUAUUGAACGGUACAUAGCUAUAUGCCAUCCGAUGAAGGCCCACAUCAUCUGCUCCGUGUCAAGGGCCACUAAGAUCAUCAUAACUCUCUGGGUAUUCGAAAUCAUUUACUGCUCACAGUGGUGUUUCUUACUCGAGUACAGAGAACAGGAGUACGUCGGUGGACAUAUCUUUGGGCGUUGCUGGUAUCACAUGGACAAAGUAGCCUACAUCAAUGGUGUUUAUUUAGUGGACUGUUUCUUAUAUUACAUCGUUCCGGUUGGUGUUUGCAUCCCUCUGUAUGCGAUCAUUGGGCGGGUUCUCUUCAGAAGUACUAUGACACAGAAUGGCAUUAGGAGGGGCUACGAGGUUGGUUCGAGGGAGAAGGAGAAUGGAAAUACGACACGGUUGCGACUCAUGAAGUCGAACGAAGGCAGUAACGGAAGUAACUCACCGAGACGGUGUAAGGAUUCAGGAAGCACAGCUGUCUCCUCCAGAAAACAGGUAAUUAAGAUGCUGGUGAUAGUGGUUGCCCUGUUUGGUAUUCUUUGGGCACCUUAUCGGAUGCUAGUCGUCUUUAACUGGUUCAACACACCGGCCAAGCAGUACUAUAACGAAUGGUUCCUCUUCUUCUGCCGCACCUGCCUCUACCUGAACAGUGUGGUAAACCCGGUCCUCUACAACUUCAUGUCCAUCAAGUUCCGACGGGCCUUCACCAAGCUCUGCACCUGCCGCGGUAAGAACGACCGGUUGGCGGGUGGCCGCAGUAGCAUUGCAGGCAGCUUUACCGGCCAGCGCCGCACCAGCACUGCAUGUACCGCAGUCACUUCCAACGCCCACACCUUUUCCUGCUAACCGCAUAUCAUCCAUUCCAUGAUUAGGAAAGAACUAGUGAACUGUCGCUUUCUCUAUCUCUUCCUCGUGGCCAUUAUAAUCCUGCUUAUUAGUACUUUAUAUGAACGGUUGAAACAGCUAAUGAAUUGUUUCCUGUAGUGCAUUUACACUUACAUCAUUUAUCAUUCGAAUGCUUUCUUUCUUUCGUGGUGUGCUUUAGAAGUUAGAAUGAUUUGAUCUUAUGUGGACACACUAGAAUAACAACUAUUAAUCAGUGUUUAUCAUCUUAUACCGUCUGCCUGCCCGCCCUUUUUGUAUGCAUAAUAUAUAUAUACAUUAUAUCUUGAGCUCGCAUUGAAUUUCACAUCUAUGCAUGUCUCUUCUGAGUGAUUGUCAAUCUUGAAUGUCACGUUGAAAGCAGAUUAGAGGUGACCCCAUAUUUUGCUCUUGUGACAUUUGCUCCGAUCAUAAUAUCUCAGAGGGCAUAGGGUUACAGUUAGGAUUGUAAUAGAGUUUCUGGUUCAGAAUGAUGUAAAGUCAAUGAUUACGGUUGAUUUAGUUUUUGAGGUUAGAUUUUAUGUUGGCUUAACGUGCAAAUUUUCCAUCGGAGCAAUUGCCACCGUAGCAAAUGAUUACAGCGGCACGAAUGUCUCGCUCGUGUUUCAGGACACGGCUGCACACCUGUUAAACAUUGCAAAUGUAAGCAAAAGAUUAUGUGAUUGCGUUACACUCUCGGGUUGUUGCAAAUUGUUUUAUAGCCUUACGAUGCAUGUUUAUGAAUAUUCAUGGGUUGCAGUCUUUGGCAGAAUAAACUCUAUUUUGAUGCCGGGAAGAAAAUAUGACUGAAAAAACAACAUUUAGGAUCCCGCGAGCAUUCUAUUAAUCACGGUUGCUAAGCGCUUAUGGCAAUCAUCGAGCCCUAUUAUAGCCUACAUUUUACUCAAUAAUAUGUAUUUAUAUACAUAUGUCAUAGGUCAAUCUUAAAGUUUGGAUACGGCUUAAUUCUGGUUGUGAUAGCGGGAAAUAAUGAAUUGCAAUUAUAAUCAAUACGGGUGCAAUGAUAUUGACAAAAACCCGUCCCCAAUCUGUUACUGGCAAAGGACGACAACACGAGAGCACAUGCAGUGAUGGUUUGAUAAAAACGGAACAGUAUUUAACCAGAAACUUGCUUUCAGUUUAUUCUGAGUCUUUUCAGAAUGUUUCAUGUAUCAGGGGGAAAAUAGAUGUUACUAUAUAGAAGCAUUUAACUGAAAAGUUUCCCGCUUCUACGUAACAUCAAGAAAAUUGUCGUUUCAACCUAAAGCAUAUGACACAUUAGAACUUGUAUUAUACACACAUUUUUGCAUUAUUGAAAUAAAAUGUUUAUGAUGUCAUCGCGAUUUGUUAAUAUUUAAACAAAUUCUACGCACACCUUGUAUGAUGUAUGAAAUAUGAAUGACAAUUAACUUAUUCGAUAUUAUCCGUUUGUUGAUAAAUGUUGUAAAGGAAUAUUAUUAUAUAAAUUAUUCGUAAGAACGUGGGUCAUGUGUAUUUUUAUACGAUUUUCAUAUUAUAUAUAUAUAUACAUAACCACUUACAAUUAUUUUACGGACUAUGAAAAUAUGUAUUAGUAAAUUAGAAGUCAGCUAUUUUCAAUGGUUAGAGACGGAAUUCAGACAGUUUCAAUCUUUAAUAAUGCGUAUGUCCUGAAACAGUUACAAUGUAAAGGAUAUGCGUUUUGUUUGAUAAAUCUGGCGAUGUUACUUAAAAAACACAAAUUUCACCGGGUAACCAAUUUAAAGGAGAAUGAAACUCUAGGAGCAAGUUAGCUUUUGUGAAAGCAGAAAAAUCAAAGAAUAAGAUCAACAAAAGUUUGAGUAAAAUAGGACUAGCAAUAGAAGAGUUAUGAGCAUUUGAAUGUCGAGAUCACUAAUGCUAUGGAGAUCCUCCUAUUGGCAAUGCGACCAAGAUCUAAGAUGUCACAGAUGAACAACUCUCCCCUUUUGGACACUGAAAAUAUACUCCAAAACAUCUCUUUUUGAUCAUUACAAUCAUAUGACAAACGAUUCAUCAAUGAUAUAAUGUUGUGAAACCUUUGUACUUGUCCUCUCAUAAAGAGAACACCUCACCUUGUGAUAGACUCUAUAAAAGUGAGAAUAUAAGUGAAAUAAGUACUAAAGUAAUGAGGGAGUUGUACGUGUGUGACAUCACAGAUCUUGGUCGCAUUGCCAAUGGGAGGAUCUACAUGGCAUUAGUAAUCUCAAUAUUCAAAUGCUCAUAACUUUCUUAUUAUUCAUUCAAUCUUCCUCAAACUUUCAACAAUAUAUUUCUUUGAUUUUUCUCUUUGAUAUGGAUUCAGCUGGUUUCAAGGGUUUCAUUCUCCUUUAAACAAAAUAUCUGCCAAUUUUCCGUUUCCUUUUUAAACCACGUCUCAUGCGUGGAAUGGGCAAAACAUUGCAGGAAAUAAUCAUUGCCGGUAGCUUUAUGUUAUCCAAUCUCUAAAUAAGUUGAUUGAUGCUUAAAUACCAUAUAGUUAAAAGCUAAUGAGAAUAUGUCAAAAAACGUGGUGAUGGAUAUCCAAAGUUCAAAAUACAUUUUUGUUGUUCUUGGUUUUAUUUAAGGGAUCAAUGGAUGAAACGAAAAUAUCAACGGCCACUUCACCUUUAUGAUAUUUGAAUGUUAGAUGUUACUAGAACAUAAUUCACAUUAUUGAUCCUUGACCAAAGCUUUAGCCUGGCUUUAAAGACGAACCGUCAAAAGAAAAGCCGUUUUUAAGGUUUCAUAUCAUGACAGAAAAUCAUUUAAUCCUGGAUCAAUUGACUGUACUUCACUGAAAUAAUGGCUUUUACACAUUCAUUUUUUUCUAUAUAAUACUAGGGGAAAGAUCAUCGCAGCAAAUUAAGAAAAUUGUGGUAUAUAUUUAAUUUACUUAUUCACUACGAUUUUGGGAGACUUCAUACAAUAUUUCGCGGAAUAUGAUUACUGAAAUUAUAUUGAAAGGUAAUGAAGCUGUAGUUAAUAAUUAUGAAUUAUUUGAAAUUAAUAAUCAUGUCUAUCAGCUUUCAGUUUUCCCGUGUUCAUGUUCAAAGAAUGCGAAAGACAAUGAUAUUAUUACGAAGAUAAUCAAUUUCAAUAUUGUAUCAUAUUGCUUUUUCUGAAUAUAUAUCAAGAAUUGUUUUGCUCUUUAAUUUUGUUUAAAUAUUGUGUAUCAUUUUUUAAUAAGUUUUGGUAUUAUUCAACGCACGUUUGCAUUUUUAAUUUCUUCAUGUAAUGGACAUAUUCUCAAAUUUGGAAUAUGAAUCUCGUGUUUAUUGCAGCUUUGUUGAUCUGUUAAAAAAUAGGCCUACAUAUAUUUUAACCAAAUUCUGAUCCGAACUUUGUGUCUACUAUCGAAAGGAAAAUUAAUUACUGUAUCUUAAUGCGAAAUUUCACGCCUACUUGUGACAUAAAGCCAGAAAAAAAAUAGAAGUGUACCACAUACACGUGUGCACACAAAAAGGUCACCACCUCCAUUACAUACAUGAAAAUAUUGUGUUAGUUGUUAGUUGUUUUUCUUUUCUGUACACUGUUAAACAUUUACAUAUUGCAUGUAUUGCAAGUGUCUAUGGCUGAUUGAGUUUAUAUUAAAGAUUACGUAUGCCACACUAAAGUGUAGUUUAUUUCA
This is a messenger RNA of Lytechinus pictus (painted urchin), 5482 nucleotides long. Its product is annotated as thyrotropin-releasing hormone receptor-like. The transcript is spliced from 2 exons. Bases 580 to 1860 code for a protein of 426 amino acids. Gene Ontology annotation, cellular component: membrane. Gene Ontology annotation, biological process: G protein-coupled receptor signaling pathway. The record is from RefSeq and is a predicted model, not a curated record. Gene Ontology annotation, molecular function: thyrotropin-releasing hormone receptor activity. NCBI's taxonomy places the organism in Eukaryota, Metazoa, Echinodermata, Echinoidea, Temnopleuroida, Toxopneustidae.